AUGGCAACCAGUGAAACUACGCCACUGCUUCCGGGCCGUAAAGACGCGCCUUUGGCCACUCAGAAGGGCUUUGGGGCGUCGGUCAGAGGCAUAUUCACCAAUGUCGAGAACCGCAUCCUAGCGGCCGGGUUUCUGAUAUGCGUCGCUUUCAGUUACACCCAAGUCCCGCUCAUGUAUGUGUUCCAUCUCAUGGUAUGCGACGAGUAUUACGACCAUCAUCCGCCCUUUGAAGGCCCCGGUCAGCGAUGCAGCCGCGACGAAAUUGCUGCUGGGACCGCGGCUCAAUUCAGUAUUCUAGGAAUGAGCACGACGCUAUGUGGAACUCUCAAUCUAUUCCUCGCCGGAUGGACGGUCAAGAAGAUUGGCCCUCGCGCCGCUCUCAUAAUCCAGACCUUUGUGCCUGCGAUUCGAGUCCUUGCGCAGAUCCUGGGAGUCAUCGCGGGCAAACGGACCGGCAUGCUGAUUAUCCAAAGCACUCAGCUCUUCACCAUUGUUGGCGGGCCCGCGGGAUACAUUCUCAUCACCAACAUCAUCGCCACUGGUGGAAUGAUUGGCGAUGCGAUCGAUAUUCGCGCCCCCUUCGAUUUUGCCUGCGUCACGUUUCUCAUCGCCUGCGUCUACGUCCGCUUCGGCCUCCCGUACAUCUCGCCAGAGUCUAUGAGCAACAAGAAACCAGGUCGGCAAGGCAUUGCAGGCUUCUUCGCACCGCUCAAGAUCCUCGUGCCGCAGCGCAUGCGCUCAGCCAACGGUAGUGUCAAGAAGCACUAUGGCGUAGUGAUUCUCUGCGCCGGCAUAUUCCUAGGAGUCCUGGCAACGGAUUACGCACCUCUGUUGAUCCAAAUGUACGCCACCGCGGCCUUUGACUUUGACCAGGCCGACAACGGCUGGCUCAUGUCUGAAUUUGCCUUUAUGAGAAGCAUAUUCCUCAUCCUGCUCUUCCCGCGCAUCAUCAACUUCGGCCGCCACCUGAUGAAGCGUACUUCAAGCCCAGCACCAGAAGACUCUGACGAUUCGUCCAUAUCCACGGCGGAUACCCAAUUACCAACCGAGCCCGGUGACUUCGAUGCAGCUACCGGUGAGCAGACCGAUGUUGAGCCAACUAAACCGCUUCCCUCGACGCAUCACCGCGAAGUCGGGCGCUUUGAUCUCAUUUUCCUACGAUGGAGUCUCGUAGUUGACGGAGCACUCACUACCGUGGUCGCAUUUGCCACAAAGAGGUGGCAUAUCUAUCUGGCUGCAUUCCUCUUACCUUUUGGAUCCGGCUCUGCGCCAGCCGCCAAGGGCGUCAUCACAGACAUGUGUUCAGAGUCGCAGCGCGCGGAUGCCCUCAACGCCGUGACCCUUGUAGAGAACAUUGCCCGAUUGUCAACACAGGGGCUAUUUGGGUUUGUAUUUUCGAGUCUUGCAGGCGUAGGCAAGGCAUACAUAACGUUUUUCUGCAACGCGGCAAUUGCAGUGAUUGGAAUGACAGUCUUGCUGUUUUCCCGUUUCCCACCUGCGGGCAGUACACUAGUUGAUGAGGACGCUGAAGAAACAGGAGAAGAUCAAGAUUAA
Messenger RNA from Trichoderma gamsii, 1554 nucleotides. RefSeq lists its product as hypothetical. Gene Ontology annotation, biological process: transmembrane transport. Gene Ontology annotation, molecular function: transmembrane transporter activity. The record is from RefSeq and is a predicted model, not a curated record. The transcript has 7 exons. Gene Ontology annotation, cellular component: membrane. NCBI's taxonomy places the organism in Eukaryota, Fungi, Ascomycota, Sordariomycetes, Hypocreales, Hypocreaceae. The coding region runs from base 1 to 1554 and encodes 517 amino acids.